AUGGAAGUUGCUUGGUCUGUCAACGUACCGUCGCUCGCUUAUAAUUCUCCAUUUUUGAUGGAUGCUAUUCUUGCUGUUUCUGCUCUACAUUUACGUAUAUUACAACCCGAUGAUCGAAGUCUCGUACGUGCUUCACAUAGUUACAUGGCAUCGGCGCUUGCUCAAUAUUCUUCCCUGUUGAACAGAGGUCCAUCCGAAAGCAAUGCAGAAGCUCUUUUUUGUACAGCUGCUCUCAUUGCUUUUCAAGCAUCGGCAUCCCGCUGUGUCGAGAAUGGAAUUGACGGUGAUUCUGAUAGUGGUUAUGUCUUUCCACUCGCUUGGUUUCAUUCUUUUCAAGGGGUGAAGACAGUCGUCAUAACUUCCUGGCAAUGGUUACGGAAUUCCGAGAAAAUAUUUCCCAUCAUCAAUGGGCAGCCUCCAUUAAUACUGGAUCUUGAUCCUGAGCGCCGAGCUUUCUUUGCUUAUUUACUCGAAGGUAUCGACAACGAAUCAAGGUCAAAUGAUGCUUACAUAAAUGCGGAUACGAAGCGGGCAUACGAACAUGCCGUUGCGAUGCUAAACUGGGCCCACCAAAAACCAGAGAGAGCUCGAAUCCUUGGCUUUGCGGCCACCGUAUCGCGCCGUUAUAUUGAGCUGUUAAAGGAACAGGAUCCUCGUGCUUUAGUCAUUUCUGCAUGUUUCUUUGCUAUGACACGCGUCGUUGAUGAAAUUUGGUGGCUUCAAGGUGUUGCCAAGAAGGAAGUGGCUGGAAUUUUCAGUUUGUUACCGGAAGAGUGGUGGCCUAAGAUGGAUUGGCCGAUGAAAAUUUCACAUUUUGAGGGAAAGCUAGAUGAGAAUACUUGGGGCACUUGUUGGCAUUCUGACGGAACGCCAAAACGAGAAGAAGGCUUCAAUGGCAAUCUUAUCUCGCAUAUUGACAUGUUGGCACAAAUUUUGAACCAAACCGCACCGCCACCAGAUUGA
Sclerotinia sclerotiorum 1980 UF-70 is the source of this 963-nucleotide messenger RNA. RefSeq lists its product as hypothetical. Gene Ontology annotation, biological process: regulation of transcription by RNA polymerase II. Bases 1 to 963 code for a protein of 320 amino acids. The record is from RefSeq and is a predicted model, not a curated record. Lineage: Eukaryota; Fungi; Ascomycota; Leotiomycetes; Helotiales; Sclerotiniaceae. The transcript has 2 exons. Gene Ontology annotation, molecular function: DNA-binding transcription activator activity, RNA polymerase II-specific.